Molecule: messenger RNA, 1976 nt
Organism: Thunnus maccoyii (southern bluefin tuna)
Lineage: Eukaryota; Metazoa; Chordata; Actinopteri; Scombriformes; Scombridae
Product: torsin-1A-like
Exons: 5
Coding region: 801-1763 (320 amino acids)
Biological process (GO): protein localization to nucleus; nuclear membrane organization
Cellular component (GO): endoplasmic reticulum; nuclear envelope; endoplasmic reticulum lumen
Molecular function (GO): kinesin binding; ATP hydrolysis activity; ATP binding
Source: RefSeq, a predicted model, not a curated record
AUCUGCAGUCCUCCUUCUGUGCAAAGAUUUAUUUACUUUAUGUUUACUGUGUUUACUUGAAGCUAAUAUGAAUCUUGAGCCAUGCAAAUUAAUGAAAUCAAGUUGAUAUCUUUCAAAGUUAGUGUAUUUUUAGUCCAAAAUUCCCACUUUUUGUCAUGAUCCUUUCACUGUAGCCUCAUGUUAUUGUCAGAUAAACUUGUGAAAAGACUGUGGAUUUUGUCUCACAUCACUUACAUUGUAAGCACAUUUGGAGGAGAUCUUCUAAUGGUCAGUAUGAACAGGAGGAAUCAUUAUAACAAGCAAAAUCUAAUUCAAUGUUCAUGUGGAUGACUGUUGUUUCAAGACAGAGUUGAACAACUGUGAACUUAUUAUUUGAGUCAAAGUAUUCCCAUGCUGGAAUAUUACAUGGCCCCACGUUUACUGUGUUGUAAACUGAUUAAACACAAAUUAAUAGAAAGGAAUAUGAGCAUUUCAGUUCAAUGUCACAGAUUUCAACAUAUGGACCCUCUUCUAGACAUUUAAUAUUGUGUUUUCUUAAUGCGUAUUCCUGUAUACAUGUACAAUCAAUCAUAUAAUACACAGCAAACUGUAACAUCAAUUCAAUCAAUCUUGUUUGGCAACUUUUUCAAUGACAGAGACAUGAGGACAACAACUCAGAAAAAGUUGCUCAGCUGGUUCAUCUUGCUGUAAGUCAUUGACACAAGGAAGCUAUUAGUUUGCUGAAUCAGUGAGGUGUUUCCGUGUUAAUAUUGUUUUACCACAUAAACUCAGCUGUUGUCGGGAAUUAGGUGGUUUCAACAAUGAAAGCGGCACAAAUAUGUUUGUUGUUACAUGUUUUUUUGACGACCAGUGUUCUGGUAAACACAUUUGACUUUUUUGGUAGAUUCACUGAAAAUCUGCAACAGUUCUUUAAACCACAAGAAAGUUGUGAUUCUAACUGGAUAUCCUUCAGCGCAACAGGUCUCCGGGCUGACCUGGAAAGCAAACUGUUCGGACAGCACAUUGCAUCACGCAUCAUCCUGAAAGCUGUGAAUAGAUUCAUGAACAACGACAACCCGGAGAAGCCCCUGGUGCUCUCUCUGCACGGACAGUCAGGCACAGGAAAGAGCUUUGUCAGUAAGCUCAUAGCUAAAAACAUUUAUAAGAAGGGAAUGGAGAGCAGCUUUGUCCAUCUUUUCAUAUCUACACAUCACUUCCCACAUAAAAGUCUAAUUGAUAACUACAAGUCUCAGUUAAAACAGUGGAUCGAAGGCUAUGUAACCAACUGUGCACGAUCCAUGUUCAUAUUUGAUGAGGUGGACAAGAUGCAUCCCGGCUUGGUUGACAGCAUUAAGUCCUACCUGGACUACUACGACAAAGUAGACGGAGUUUCUUAUCGGAAAGCCAUCUUCAUCUUCCUCAGUAAUGCUGGAGGGGAGAGCAUCACACAGACAGCUUUAACAUUCUGGAGAGAAGGAAAAGAUCGAGAAGAGAUUGAGCUCAAAGACUUGGAAACAUCGCUCUCUGUAUCAGCAUUUAACAUUCAGAGUGGCUUGUGGCAUUCAAGCUUGAUUGAGCAGAACAUGGUGGACUUCUUCAUCCCGUUUCUGCCUCUGGAGUACCAACACAUCGUUCAAUGUGUCAUGGCUGAGAGGAAAGCCAGAGGACUGGAGCCAGACCAGAAUGAGGCAGACAAGCUGGCCAGAGAUUUGGAAUAUUUCCCCAAAUUUGAGAGAGUGUUCUCUGUCAGAGGCUGCAAGACAAUAGCGAGUAGGCUGGACUAGAAUUGCUAAGCAUCGCUAUGUGUUUCAAAUAAUUUGAUACAGUCAAAACAUCUCCUGGGCAACUACUGGUAUUGCACUUGUAUGGCUGAAUUAAAUCGAAGACUGAGAUGAAACAGUUAGUCAGAUUAUAAGUGGUCUUACUGCUUUCAUUAUUGUUAUUUUGUUCAAUACAGUCUAUAUUAUUAAAACAGAUCCACAGCUCUGUUUUGAGAU